Messenger RNA from Nerophis ophidion (straightnose pipefish), 18439 nucleotides. RefSeq names its product breakpoint cluster region protein-like. The transcript has 23 exons. Gene Ontology annotation, biological process: positive regulation of GTPase activity; protein phosphorylation; intracellular signal transduction. The record is from RefSeq and is a predicted model, not a curated record. NCBI's taxonomy places the organism in Eukaryota, Metazoa, Chordata, Actinopteri, Syngnathiformes, Syngnathidae. Bases 519 to 4592 code for a protein of 1357 amino acids. Gene Ontology annotation, cellular component: membrane. Gene Ontology annotation, molecular function: guanyl-nucleotide exchange factor activity; protein serine/threonine kinase activity; GTPase activator activity.
GCAGCCUCCACUCUUCUUCCUCCUCUCCUUCUUCUUCAUGGCGAGAUGUGAAAGCUCGCAGCUGCUCCAUCGCGGCCCGGCGAGCGUUCGGCGGGGGGUUGGAAAUGGAAUAAAAACAACAAAGAACGCCGGAGGGAAAACAAUGGAACGCGGAGCAAAAACGUCCGAGUCGGACCUGACCAACAUGUCCGCUGCGGCGCUCGCUAACGUCGCGUCCUUGUGACUUGAUUCUCCUUCCAGCGUACAAAGGAGCAUCAGACGCACCUGAGAUUGCUGCCGAAUUCUCCGGAAGGACUCGGGGAAGCUUUUCUGCGCGCACAGGUCCGAAUUUGAUCCCUCGGUGAGCCAGAAAACCGGCAGCAUUUGUACAUUGUGGACUUUCCCCUCCCAGGUCUGGUUUUGAACGAUGUUGGAAUCGUUUCCGCGAUGAUCGCGAUCCUUUAAGGAUGUUUUCCUGCGACAUGGAGUCCCCUCCAUUGUUGUGAGCGUCUUUUUGAGUCGAGCGCGCGCACGCCGACAUGGUGGAGCCGGUGGGGUUCAUCGAGGCGUGGAAGGCUCAGUUCCCGGAGUCGGAGCCCCCCAGGAUGGAGCUGAGGUCGGUGGGGGGGAUCGAACAGGAGCUGGAGCGAUGCAAGGUGUCCAUCAGGCGGUUGGAGCAGGAAGUGAACAAGGAGCGUUUCCGUAUGAUCUACCUGCAGACCCUCCUGGCCAAGGAGAGGAAAAGCUACGACAAGCAGCGUUGGGGCUUCAGGAAGACCCCGCUGAACGAGGGGGUGGACCCCGCCGCCUCGCAGGGGGCAGAGUCCCAGCAGCCGCACGUGCAGGAGACCGGAGGGGUGGGAUGCGCGGUCGGGGGCGGGUACCCGAGCCGCUACCACGGGGACGGAAUGGGCAGAUCCAAACCGAGACCCCCGCCGGCGAGGAAGUCGGCCUCCCACGGCGACGGGCUGGAGUCGGCCUUCGAGGCGCCCCCUCAGGCCGAGUCGGCUUCCUGCGACAACCUGGACGGCCUUUCGCCCUCCAAGCAGAGAGGGGGCGUCUCCGUGUCGCCCAGAAGGCCCACCCUGCCGCCCCCGGACAAGGAGCCGCCGUCCGACCCCAAAGACAAGCUGGGCAUGGGGCUCGGCGUGGCCGCCCUCCGGUCCAACUUUGAGAGAAUCAAGCGGGCCAACUCUCACUCGGUGGGCGACAAAGGUCCGGAGAAGCCCCCGCCCCCUUUCUACUCCAACGUGGAGUUCCACCAAGACCGGGGGCUGGUCCGCGUCAACGAGCGGGAGGCCCUCGACAAGAUGGGUACACUGGGGAGUCAGGCCUUGCAGAUGGAGAGGAAGCGCUCGCUGCACUCCCUGCCGGGUAACCUGGCCACCGUGGCCGGCGAGCUCCGCGCCAGGCCCGUCUAUAGGGGGCGAUCCACCGAGAGCACCUGUGGGUAUGACGCCGAGUACGAGGACGGCGAGCCCGCGCAGAGAACUCGAGCCAAUGGCGGGAAACCCCCGCCGCCGCCUUGGCAGCCGUCCGACUUCCAGGCCUACUCCAGCGUCUACGUGGGCGGGGUCAUGAUGGGCGAGGGCGGGGACGUCCGAGUCCAAAUGAGGGACCACGGCGCCGGCGACGACCACCUCCUCACCUGGCCCCGCCGCUCCUACUCCCCGGGGAGCUUCGAGGACGUGGGCGGCGGUGGCGGCGGUGGCGGCGGCGGCGGCUACACGCCGGACUGCAGCUCCAACGAGAACCUGACAUCCAGCGAGGAGGACUUCUCGUCGGGGCAGUCCAGCCACGUGUCGCCCAGCCCCACCGCCGCCUUCCGCCGGCCCUUCCGCGAGAAGAGCCGCUCGCCGUCGCAGAACUCGCAGAACUCGCAGCACUCCUUCGACAGCAGCAGCCCGCCCACGCCGCAGUCCCAGAAGCGCCACCAGCGGCAGCAAGGCGCGCACCUGGUCAUGUCCGAGGCCACCAUCGUCAGCGUCCGCAAGACGGGCCAAAUAUGGCCCCCCGCCGGGCCCCAGCACGGCAGAGCGCCGCAUGACAACAGUUACCACGGCGACCACCUGGACGGCCAUUACAGCGGGACUCCGCCCUCUUACGGCUACGAUGCCGACCGCGCCGAGGAGCAGCGGCGCCACCAUGACAUCCUGCCUUACAUCGACGACUCGCCCUCGUCCUCGCCUCACCUCAGCUCCAAGAGUCGCAGCAGUCGGGACACGCUCUCCUCGGGAUCCAUCGAGUCCUCCAAGUCGACGGAAUGUGAGCUGGAGAAAGGUCUGGAAAUGAGGAAGUGGGUUCUGUCUGGGAUCUUGGCCAGCGAAGAAACAUACCUCAGUCACCUGGAGGCCCUGCUGCUGCCCAUGAAACCCCUGAAGGCGGCGGCCACCACGUCCCAGCCGGUGCUGUCCCCGGCCCAGAUAGAGACCAUCUUCUUCAAGGUGCCAGAACUCUACGAGGUCCACAAGGACUUCUAUGACGGACUGCUGCCCCGGGUCCAGCACUGGACUCACCAGCAGAGGGUGGGAGACCUCUUCCAGAAACUGGCCAGCCAGCUGGGCGUUUACCGAGCCUUUGUGGACAACUACGAGCUGGCGGUGGACACGGCAGAGAAAUGUUGUCACGCCAACACGCAGUUUGCAGAAAUAUCAGAGAACCUGAAGGUCCGAAGUCCCAAAGACUGCAAGGAGCCCACGGCCAAGAACUCCUUGGAGGCCUUGCUGUACAAGCCAGUGGACCGAGUCACACGCAGCACGCUGGUGCUCCACGACCUGCUCAAGCACACGCCCACCAGCCACCCGGACCACCCGCUGCUGCAGGACGCCCUGCGCAUCUCGCAGAAUUUCCUGUCCAGCAUCAACGAGGAGUCCACGCCGCGCCGCCAGUUGAUGACCGUGAAGAAGGGCGAGAACCGCCAGCUGCUGAGGGACACCUUCAUGGUGGAGCUGGUGGAGGGAACCAGGAAGCUGCGCCACGUCUUCCUCUUCACCGACCUGCUGCUCUGCGCCAAACUGAAGAAGUCCAUGGCGGGCAAGAACCAGCAGUACGACAGCAAGUGGUACAUCCCCCUGAGCGAGCUCACCUUCCAGGGACCCGAGGAGGCCGAGCCCCUCAGCGUCCCCCAAGUCCCCGACGAGGAGCUGGAUGCCUUGAAGGUGAAGAUCUCCCACCUGCGCUGCGAGAUCCAGCGAGAGAAGAGCGCCAACAAGGGUUCAAAGGUCAUCGAGCGACUCCGGAAGAAGCUGUCGGAGCAGGAGUCGCUGCUGCUCCUCACCUCUCCCAGCUUGCACCUCAGAGUCUACAACAAGAGCGGCAAGAGCUUCAGCUUCCUGAUCUCAUCCGACUACGAGCGAGCCGAAUGGAAGGAGCUCAUCAGAAAGCAGCAGAAGAAAUGUCCCAAAGCCUCUCUGCUGACUUCCGUGGAACUUCAGAUGUUGACCAACUCUUGUGUCAAACUGCAGACGGUGCACCACAUCCCGCUGAGUGUCAAUCAGGAAGAGGACGAGAGCGCGGGUCUGUACGGCUUCCUGAACGUGAUCGUGCACUCGGCCUGCGGCCUGAAGCAGAGCCUGAAUCUCUACUGCACGCUGGAGGUGGACUCCUUCGGCUUCUUCUCCAACAAGGCCAAGACCAGAGUCUAUCGGUACACCACCGAACCCAAAUGGAACGAAGAGUUCGAGAUCGACCUGGAGGGCUCGCAGACCCUGAGGCUGCUCUGCUACGAGAAGUGCUACAACAAGAGCAAGCACAACAAAGAGGACGGAGGAGACGGCGCCGACCGCAUCAUCGCCAAAGGACAGAUCCCGCUGGUGCCACAAAUGCUGCAAGGCAAAGAGUGGCAGAGGACCAUCAUCCCUAUGAGUGAGAUGGAAGUGAAAGUGUCCAUGAAGUUCACCAGCAGAGAGUUGAGUCUGAAGAAGAUGCCGUCACGUCGCCCCAUGGGAGUGUUUGGGGUCAACAUCUCCAGCGUCACCAAGCGUGAGCGUUCCAAGGUGCCCUACAUCGUGCGACAGUGCUUGGAGGAGAUCGAGAGGCGGGGCAUGGAGGAGGUGGGCAUCUACCGAGUGUCGGGCGUGGCCACGGACAUCCAGGCCCUGAAGACGGCCUUUGACAGCAACAACAAAGAUGUUUCCGUCAUGAUGAGCGAGAUGGACGUCAACGCCAUCGCCGGCACCUUGAAGCUUUACUUCCGCGAGCUUCCAGAACCGCUCUUCACCGACGAGCUCUACCCCAACUUUGCAGGCGGCAUCUCUCUGUCAGACAGCGUCGCCAAGGAGAGCUGCAUGUUGAACCUGCUGCUGUCGCUACCCGAGCCCAACCUGGUCACCUUCCUCUUCCUCCUGGACCACCUGAAGAGGGUGGCGGAGAAGGAGAGCGUGAACAAGAUGUCGCUCCACAACCUGGCCACAGUGUUCGGUCCCACGCUGCUGAGACCUGCAGAGAAGGACAGCAAGAUCCCAGCUAACCCCAGCCAGCCAAUCAGCAUGGGCGACAGCUGGUCCCUGGAAGUCAUGGCGCAGGUGCAGGUGUUGCUCUACUUCCUGCAGCUGGAGACCAUCCCCACGCCGGACAGCAAACGCCAGAGCAUCCUCUUCUCCACGGAGGUAUGAAGACCUCGCACCCGGACUCUGUUGGACUUUCAGGUCUCGGACAAACUCGAGUCAGUCUUGCAGUAGAAGGACGGGGUUCGUUGUCCUCCACAAGAGGGCGACAGCGAGACGACCGGUCCGCACCUUCCCAUUGGGUCAGGAGGAGACGUCCCGGCGGGCCAGGCGGCCUUUAGUGCUACCUAGGUUUGUUUACACCGGAAGGCGGGUACAGUAGAUCCUCGCCAUGGCACCAAGACUAUUUUUAUACUCUCUUACACACAUCAACACACACUCACUUUACAGUCGCACAAACAACAUUCAAACGUUGACUGGCGAUACUGAUACCCGAUAUCAGGGCGAUAUCACCGAAACAAAACCGACUCGCAUCCGAAUUGCGAUCCUUAUUCAUCCUGAUUCUAAAUGGAUUCAUCAUUUUCAAAAAAAGAUACAAUUUUUUAUUUCAUUUCAUAUAUUUAUUAGACUAUUUACUAGCAGCUACGCAACAGCUAAGCACACCAUAGCACACAAGCUAGACACAGGUCGUAAUCGUUGAAAUAUAAGGGGACAUUUGUCAACACACACAAAUAUCAAAUAGUCGUGUAUUUCUCAGAAGGUGUCCAGUAACAAUCGUGUCCGCAUCGUAACUAGCUGCAUCAUUUUUGUGACCACCAGGUGUCACUUGUUUUCACUUUUCUAAUAUUCCACUCCAGCAGCACCGAGAGCGGACUCAGCCAAACUACCUCUGGGCGACGUUGACGUGCCAGCAACGGCUGUCGCAAUCAAAACAGCUACUGCGUAAUCUUGCAGUACAAACACUUUUUAGGGCGCAACAGCGUGCCAUAGAUACUGCCGCCGUCUUGGCGUGUUGCAGGUGCAACUGCGAUUGCAACUUGUUGUCACGCCUGCGCGAUACUGAGACAAGAUAUAACGACCUGGACAGUAGUUGUCAUAAUCGGCUCGUUUUUAAAUGUUGCAAUAAAAAUGAGAUUUUAUUAGGAUUUUGUUAACACACACAAGUUUAGAAAAAUGGUGCCGCCGAGUGUUGGUAUCGAUUCCCAGGUAUCAGCACUGUAUCGCUUGAAAUGUGAACAGUAGCAUCCCUACAUUCCACAUUACAGAAUAUUAAAGCAUGUAUGAUUCCUGCAGAUAUCACAUUGGAUCAAUAUGCUCCCUGUUGAUAUCACAUUGGAUCAAUAUGAUUCCUGCUGCUAUCGCAAUGUAUCAAUAUGAUUCCUGUUGAUAUCACAUUGGAUCAAUAUGAUUCCUGCUGAUAUCAUUCUCGACCAAUAUCAUUCCUGCUGUUAUUAUACUGGUUCAAUAUGAUUCCUGCUGAUAUUACAUUGGAUCAAUAUGAUUUCUGAUGAUAUCAUACUGGAUUAAUAUGAUUCCUGCUGAUAUACUGGAUCAAUAUGAUACCUGCUGAUAUCACAGUGUAUAAAUAGGAUCCCUGUUGAUAUCACAUUGGAUUAAUAUGAUUCCUGCUGAUAUCAUACUGGAUCAAUAUGAUUACUGCUGAUAUCAUACUUGAUCAAUAUGAUUCUGGAUGAUAUCACAUUGGAGCAAUAUGAUUCCUGUUGAUAUCACAAUGGACCAAUAUGAUUCCUGCUUAUAUACUGGAUCAAUAUGAUUACUAAUAAUAUCACAUUGGAUCAAUAUGAUUGCUGUGGAUAUCAUACUGGACCAACAUGAUUCCUGCUGAUAUACUGGAUCAAUAUGAUUCCUGCUGAUAUCACAUUGGAUCAAUAUGAUUCCUGCUGAUAUUACACUGGAUCAAUAUGAUUCCUGCUGAUAUCUUACUGGAUCAAUAUGAUUCCUGAUGAUGUACUGCAUCAAUAUCAUUCCUGCUGAUAUCACAAUGGUUCCGCAUCAAUCCAGUAUGAUAUUGUCCGGAUAUCAUACUGGAUCGAUAAGAUUUCUGCUGAUAUCAUACUGUAUUAAUAUGAUUCCUGUUAAUAUUAUACUGGAUCAAUAUCAUUCCUGCUGAUAUACUGGAUCAAUAUGAUUCCUGCUGAUAUCACAUUAGAUCAAUAUGAUUCCUGCUGAUAUCAUACUGUGUCAAUAUGAUUCCUGCUUAUAUCACAUUGGAUCAAUAUGAUUCCUUCUGAUAUCACAUUGCAUCGAUAUCGUUUCUGCUGAUAUCAUACUGGAUCGAUAUGAUUCCUGCUGAUAUCACAUUGGAUCAAUAUGAUUCCUGCUGAUUACACAUUGGAUCAAUAUUACUAUUGCUGAUGCCACAUUGGAUCAAUAUUACUAUUGCUGAUACCACAUUGGAUCAAUAUGAUUCUUGCUGAUAUCACACUAGAUCAGUAUGAGUCCUGCUGAUAUCAUAUUGGAUAAAAAUGAUUCCUGCUGAUAUAAGUUUGGAUCAAUAUAAUUUCUGCUGAUAUCACAUUGGAUCAACAUGAUUCCUGCUUAUAUCAUAUUGGAUUUAUACGAUUCCUGCUGAUAUCACAUUGGAUCACUAGGAUUAUUGCUGUUAUCAAAUUAGAUCAAUAAGAGUCCUGCUAUCACAUUGGAUCCAUAUCAACAUCGAUGCUCCAGGCUCUAAAGUCGGUACCGUAUCAGAAGUGCGUUGCGAAGAUCUACUGUACUCCUAAAGUAAAUCGUAUUUGUUCCUUCAACUUUGCGUUUGAUAUCCAGGAAGCAAUAUCUUUUCUACUCGUAUCGGCCCUGUUGUACAUAAUGUGUCAUCCAAGAUGUUGAACAUCAUUUAUUGUUUCUAGUCGGCCUGCACGCGUCCUUCAAUGAGAAAGCAGGAAGUUGGCCUUCUUUCUUUUCUUGCUUUUUCUCAAGCUGCUGUCUGUGUGUGUGUCUUUGUGGCGCCCCCUGCCUGUGAGAAGGUGUACUUCAUGAAUACGAUUGAUCACUGGCAUGAGCGGAAAUGCGACAGUUAUGAUCACUUUAUUGAUCCGGGGAAUAAAUCAAUAAAAUAUAAUUUUAUACAUACCUCUUUUCAAAAACAUGGAACAAUGAUUUGGUGUGCAUGAGAAAGUGGAAAGGAAAACAUAGCUGUCUUUAACUAAAAGAGUGCAAAAAUAUAUAAAAUAAUCGGUUCACAUCCGAAUCGCCAUUCCAAAUUGAGUCAUGAUUUUCAAGAGAAUCGGAUUGAAUCGUUCGGUGCUUAAAGAUUCACAACAUAUUAGGGCUGGACAAGACAAAUCAAUCCACAUCAUCCGAAUCCGGUUUCUUAUUAAUGCCGAUUCUGAAUCGAUUCAUAAUUUUUGUAAAGCGAUUCACAAAAUGUGUAUUAUUUUUUAUUAUUAUUUUUUUUUAGAGGUACACAAGAAAAAUAAAUGUAUCCGAAUCGGGAUUCUUAUUCAUAGCAAUUUUGAAUCGAUUCAUAAUUUUCGAAAAACUAUUUUAAAAAAAGUGUAUUAUUUUUGCUUUAUUUUGAUUUUUUUUUGCUUUAUUUUGAUUUAAAAAAAAAAAAAGGUUAUUAUAAUUAUAAUACAAAAUAUUCAAAAUCUGAAUCGGAUCGAAUCGUUCGGUGCAGAAGAACAAUCCAUUCACAUCAUCCGAAUCGGAUUCGUAUUCAUGCCGAUUCUGAAUCGAUUCAUCAUUUUCGAAAAAACAUUUGAAAAAAAUGUGUUUUAUUUUUGAAUCGAUUCUAAAUCUGAAUCGGAUCGACUACAUUCACAUCAUCCGCAUCGGGAUUCGUAUUCAUGCCAAUUUCUGAAUCGAUUCAUCGUUUUCGAAAAAACUAUUCACAAAAUAUUUAUUUUUAUUUAUUAUAUUUAUUUUAAUUGUAUUUAAAAAAACAUUUUUUUUAUUAUUAUAAUAUAGAAAAUAAAACAUCUUGGGAAUCAGUUUGAAUCAAGAAACGAUUCUGAAUGUAAAUUGGAUUGAAUCGUUCGGUUACUGAUGAUUCACACCAUAUUAGGGGUGCACAAGAAAAAUCAAUUCAUAUCAUGCGAAUCGGGAUUCGUAUUGAUAUCGAUUCUGAAUCGAUUCAUAAUUUUCGAAAACGUAUUUACAAAAUUUGUCAUCUCUUUUAUAUAUUUUUGUUGUUGUUGUUGUUGUUGUGAAAAAGUUUCAAUACAGUUAUUAUACCAAAUAAAACAUUGCGGGAAUCGGUUUGAAUCAAGAAUCGAUUCUCAAUUUGAAUCGGAUCAAAUUGUUCGGUGCCUAAGGAUUCACACCGUAUUAGGGGUGCACAAGAAAAAUCAAUUCAUAUCAUACGAAUGAGGAUUCGUAUUCAUGCCGAUUCUGAAUCGAUUCAUAAUUGUCAAAAAACUGUUUACAAAAUUUGUAAUCAUUUUUAUUUAUUAUUUCAAGUUUGAUUUAUUUUUGGGAAAAGGUUUCAAUAUAAUGAUUAUACCAAAUAAAACAUUGCGUGAAUCGGUUUGAACGGAGAAUCGAUUCUGAAUCGGAUCAAAUCCGAUCGAAUCGUUCGGUGCCUAAAGAUUCACUCCACAUUAGGGGUGCACAAGAAAAAUCCGUUCACAUCAUGCCGAAUCUGAAUCGAUUCAUAAUUUUUCAAAAUGUGUAUUCUUUUUUAUUUAUUAUUUUUAUUUAAUGUUUUGGAAAAGGUUAUUGUAAUUAUUAUGCCAAAUAAUGCAUUGCAAGAAUCGGUUUGAAUCAAGAAUCUAUUCUGACCAUUCACACCAUAUUAGGGGUGCACAAGAAAAAGAAAAAGAAAAACAUCAUACGAAUCGGGAUUCGUAUUCAUGCCAUUUCUGAAUUGAUUCAUGAUUUUCGAAAAACUAUUUACCAAAUGUUUGUUCUUUUUUAUUCAUUAUUUUUAUUUUUUUGUUUUGGAAAAGGUUACUAUAAUUAUUAUAACAAAUAAUACAAUGCGGGAAACGGUUUGAAUCAAAAAUCGAUUCUGAAUAUGAAUCAUAUCGAAUUGUUCGGUGACUAAAGAUUCACACCAUAUUAGGAGUGCGUAAGAAAAACCCAUUCGUAUUCAUACAGAUUCUGAAUCGAUUCAUAAUUUUUGAAAAAUGAUUCCCAGUGACCCGAAAAGGGAAAAGCGGUAGAAAUCAGAUGGAUGGAUUAACGAUAUUUGUACACUUUCUCAUUUAUUAUUUGAUUUUAUUUUUUGAUUAAGCUUAUUAAAGUGGUUAUACUAAAUUAUACAUUGUGGGAAUCUGUUUGAAUCAAGAAUCGAUUCUGAUUGAAUCUUUCGGUGCCCAAAGAUUCAUACCCUUAUUAGGAGUGCACAAAAAAGUAUGUGAAUUGAAUUACAAAUCAAUUAAUUUAAAUUAAUAAAUGUAAAAAAAAAAAAUGAUGAACGACUCUAAAUCGAUUCAUCAUUUUCAAAAAUGAAUUGAAAUCGAAUUCUGAAUCGAUUCAUAAUUUUCGGAAAAAAACGAUUGACAAAAUUUGUAUUCUUUAAAAAAUAAAAAUAAACAAUUAUUUUUAUUUUUAUUUUUUGAAAAUAACAAAUAACAAAUAAAUGAGUCGAGAAUCGAUUCUAAAUCUGAAUCGGAUUGAAUCGUUCGGUGCACAAAGAUUCAUACCCUUAUUAGGGGUAAUUAAAAAAUGUUUUUUUAAAAAUUACAUGAGGUCGCCUACAGCCACAGUUUUUGCAGUCUGAGUUAAUUGAAUAGAUAGUUAAUUGGAGCAUUUACGUUGUUGGAUUAUUGCACACUUUGUACUGUGGAACCUUGGGAAGUACACACACAAUGUCACUAAGACCAGGAGAAAAAUAUGAUUGAUCCAUAAAAAUAUGAUCGAUUCAUAAAACUAUGAUUGAUCCAUAAAAUAUGAUUGACCCAUAAAAGAUGAUAUAUUCAUAAAAAAAUGAUUGAUCCCUAAAAAUGAUUGAUCCUUAAAAUAUGAUUGAAACAUAAAAAAUAUUAUUGAUCCAUAAAAUAUGAUUGAUCCAUAAAAAUGAUUGAUUCGUAAAAAUAUUUUUGAUCCAUAAAAAUACGAUCGAUACGUAAAAACAUGAUUGAUUCAUAAAAAUGUGAUUGAUCCAAAAAAUAUGAUCGAUCCAUAAAAAUAUGAUUGAUCCAUAAAAAUUAUGUUUGAUCCAUAAAAAAUAUAAUCAAUACAUAAAAAUAUGAUUGAUCUUUAGAAUAUGAUUGAUCCAUAAAAAUAUGAUUGAUCCAUCAAAUAUGAUCGAUUCAUAAAAUAUAUGAUUGAUCCAUAAAAAUACGAUUGAUCCAUAAAAAUACGAUUGAUCCAUAAAAAUAUGAUAGAGCCAUAAAAACGAUUAAUACAUGUAAUGUGAUUUAUCCAUACAAUAUCAUCGAUGGAUAAAAAUAUGAUUGAUCCAUAAAAUAUGAUCGAUACGUCAAAAUAUGAUUGAUUCAUAAAAAUGUGAUUGAUCCUUAAUAUAUGAUUGAUCCAUAAAAACAUGAUUGAUCCAUAAAAAUACGAUUGAUCAAUAAAAAUAUGAUUGAGCCAUAAAAACGAUUGAUUCAUGAAAUAUGAUUGAUCCAUAAAAUAUGACUGAUACAUCAAAAUAUGAUCGAUCCAUAAAAAUAUGAUUGAUCCAUAAAAUAUGAUUGAUACAUCAAAAUAUGAUUGAUUCAUAAAAAUGUCAUUGAUCCUUAAGAUAUGAUUGAUCCAUAAAAAUAUGUUUGCUCCAUAAAAAUAUGAUUGAGCCAUAAAAUUAUGAUUAAUCCUUAAAAUAUGAUUGAUCCAUAAAAAUAUGAUUGAUCCAUCAAAUAUGAUCAAUUCAUAAAAAAUAUGAUUGAGCCAUAAAAACGAUUGAUACAUGAAAUAUGAUUGAUCCAUACAAUAUGAUCGAUUAAUAAAAACGUGAUUGAUCCUUAAAAUAUGAUUGAUCCAUAAAAAUAUGAUCGAUUCAUAAAAAAUAUGGUUGCGCCAUAAAAAUAUGAUUGAGCCAUCAAAUUAUGAUUGAUGCUUAAAAUAUGAUUGAUUCCUAAAAAUGUGAUUGAUCCUCAAAAUCUGAUUGAUCCAUAAAAAUGUGAUCGAUCCAUCAAAUAUGAUCGAUUCAUAAAAAAUAUGAUUGAGCCAUAAAAAUGAUUGAUGCAUGAAAUAUGAUUGAUCCAUACAAUAUGAUCGAUUAAUAAAAAUGUGAUUGAUCCUUAAACUCUGAUUGAUCCAUAAAAAUAUGAUCGAUCCAUAAAAAUAUGAUCGAUUCAUAAAAAGUAUGGUUGCGCCAUAAAAAUAUGAUUGAGCCAUAAAAUUAUGAUUGAUGCUUAAAAUAUGAUUGAUCCAUAAAAUAUGAUUGAUUCAUAAAAAUGUGAUUGAUUCUUAAAAUAUGAUUGAUCCAUAAAAAUUUGAGUAAUCCUUAAAAUACGAUUGAUACAUAUAAAUAUGAGCGAUUCAUGAAAAGUUGAUUGAUCCUUAAAAUAUGAUUGAUUCAUAAAAAUGUGAUUGAUCCUUAAAAUAUGAUUGAUCCAUAAAAAUUUGAGUAAUUCUUAAAAUACGAUUGAUACAUAAAAAUAUGAGUGAUUCAUGAAAAGUUGAUUGAUUUUUAAAAUAUGAUUGAAUCAUACAAAUGUGAUUGAUCCUUAAAAUAUGAUUGAUCCAUAAAAAUUUGAGUAAUCCUUAAAAUACGAUUGAUACAUAAAAAUAUGAGCGAUUCAUGAAAAGUUGAUUGAUCCUUAAAAUCUGAUUGAUACAUAAAAAUAUGAUUAGUCCAUAACAACAAUUGAUCCGUAAAAAAAUGAUUGAUCCAUAAAAAUUUGAGUAAUCCUUAAAAUACGAUUGAUACAUAAAAAUAUGAACGAUUCAUGAAAAGUUGAACUAUCCUUAAAAUAUGAUUGAAUCAUAAAAAUGUGAUUGAUCCUUAAAAUAUGAUUGAUCCAUAAAAAUUUGAGUAAUCCUUAAAAUACGAUUGAUACAUAAAAAUAUGAGCGAUUCAUGAAAAGUUGAUUGAUCCUUAAAAUCUGAUUGAUACAUAAAAAUAUGAUUAGUCCAUAACAACCAUUGAUCCAUAAAAAAAUGAUUGAUCCAUAAAAAUUUGAGUAAUCCUUAAAAUACGAUUGACACAUAAAAAUAUGAGCGAUUCAUGAAAAGUUAAUUGAUCCUUAAAAUAUGAUUGAAUCAUAAAAAUGUGAUUGAUCCUUAAAAUAUGAUUGAUCCAUAAAAAUUUGAGUAAUCCUUAAAAUACGAUUGAUACAUAAAAAUAUGAGCGAUUCAUGAAAAGUUGAUUGAUCCUUAAAAUCUGAUUGAUACAUAAAAAUAUGAUUAGUCCAUAACAACGAUUGAUGCGUAAAAAAAUGAUUGAUCCAUAAAAAUUUGAGUAAUCCUUAAAAUACGAUUGAUACAUAAAAAUAUGAGCGAUUCAUGAAAAGUUGAUUGAUCCUUAAAAUAUGAUUGAUUCAUAAAAAUGUGAUCGAUCCUUAAAAUCUGAUUGAUACAUAAAAAUAUGAUUGAGCCAUAAAAUUAUGAUCGAUGCUUAAAAUAUGAUUGAUCCAUAAAAUAUGAUCGAUUAAUAAAAACGUGAUUGAUCCUUAAAAUAUGAUUGAUCCAUCAAAAUUUGAGUAAUCCUUAAAACACGACUGAUACAUAAAAAUAUGAGCGAUUCAUGAAAAGUUGAUUGAUCCUUAAAAUAUGAUUGAUUCAUAAAAAUGUCAUCGAUCCUUAAAAUCUGAUUGAUACAUAAAAAUAUGAUUCGUCCAUAACAACGAUUGAUCCUUAAAAAAAAAGGAUUGACCCAUAGAAAUAUGAACCGAUGCAUAAAAAUAUGAUUAGUCCUUAAAAUAUGAUUAGUCCAUAAAAAUAUGAUUAAUCCAUAAAAAUAUGAUUAAUCCAUAAAAAGACCUUGUUAGUCCUUUCCACUUGUCUUGGUGCCACAAACGCACCGUUUGGCCUUCCGGAGCAUGACUCUUCUUCUUCUUCUUCUUCUUCUUCUUCUUCUUCUUCUUCUUCUUGUCGUCUGCGUCCUCAUGGCCUACAGCACUCCUCAUCACCCCGUCGUGCCUCGACACACACACACACUUACACACACACACACACGCUUACACACGACAGUGCAAAGUGUUGCCUUUGUUGUCUUCUUGCCGACUAAGACAGGACCUUGAAAAGCGAAGAAAGGCUCUUAGCUCAGCACUUUGCACGCCUGGGAGGCUGACGCUGUAAACUUCUUGCCUUUGUCCUUCUUUGCUCUCCUCUCUGCCUUCUCAACGUGUCUUGAUUUGUCCUGCGUGUGUUUGCUUUGUGGCCUGGGAGACAAGCGACUGGCACUGUGAUUGUUUGACCUGGAAGGAAGAAGGUUCACGACCAGGACUUUUAGGGUCUCGCUGAAAAGAAAACAAAAGGAGUACGUCUCAUCAUUUCGGUCCUGUUUUGACAAAAUAUUCUGCAUUAAAAAAAUACACCACUUUUAGCAUAACUUUUUUUUUUUUUGUAAAUGUACGCCUUUUUCUCAUCGAUCAAAAUGUUUUCUUUUAAAAUAACAAUCACAGUUAUAUUAUUUCUUUUAAAUUGUAUUUUUUUGUAUGAAAUGACAAAAAUAAUUACAUUGAUGACUUUUUUGCUAACAAUUUCUCAUAUAUCACAAAAUAAUUUAUUUUGAAAUAACGAUUCCCCCCCCCUCACAGUUCUGAUAUUAUUAGUUUUUUUGCUUUUUAUUUGUUUUAUAAAAUCACAAAAGUAAUUUAAUUUUUCCAUUUUUACCCCCAUAAUAUUAUUUCUUGUAAAAAAUGUUUAUAAAAUGUUGGCCCUGCGAUGAGGUGGCAACUUGUCCAGGGUGUACGCCGCCUUCCGCCCGAUUGUAGCUGGGAUAGGCGCCACCGCCCCCAAAAGGGAAUAAGCGGUAGAAAAUGGAUGGAUGGAUGGAUGGACAAAAUUUAUUUCAUUUAUGACUCUUUGCUAACAGUUUCUCAUAAAUUACAAUUUUUUUAAAUUUGAAAAUAACAAAUGUUUUCCUCCUCACAGUUCUGAUAUUAUUUAUUGUAAAAUAAUAUGUUUUAAUAAAAUCACAACAGAGGAAUUUAUUAAUUUCUCAUAAAUUAUGAAAAAAAAUCUGUAAAAUUUAUUAAUUUUAUCUAAAAGACUAAAAUAUUUUUUAAUGUGAAAUAAAAAAAAUUCUCAUAAAUCACAGUAUUUUAACGUUUUAAAAUAACAAAUGUUUUCCUCAUCACAGUUCUGAUAUUAUUUCUUGUAAAAUCUGUUUUAAUAAAAUCACAAAAGAGGAAAUUAUUAAUUUCUCAUAAAUUAUGAAAACAAAAUCUGUAAAAUUAAUAAUUUUAUCUAAAAGACUAAAAUAUUUGUUAAUGUGAAAUAAUUUUUUUCUCAUAAAUCACAGUAUUUUAAAAUUUUAAAAAAGCAAAUGUUUUCCUCCUCACAGUUCUGAUAUUAUUUCUUGUAAAAUCGGUUUUAAUAAAAUCACAAAAGAGGAAAUUACUAAUUUCUCAUAAAUUAUGAAAAAAAAAUCUGUAAAAUUUAUUAAUUUUAUCUAGAAGACUAAAAUAUUUGUUAAUGUGAAAUCAUUUUUUUCUCAUAAAUCACAGUAUUUUUUAUUUUAAAAAAAAACGUUUAGUUUUUUUCCCCCCUCACAGAUCUGAUAUUAUUUCUUGUAAAAUCUGUUUUGAUAAAAUCACAAAAGAAGAAUUUAUUAAUUUCUCAUAAAUUUUGAAAAAAAAAUCUGUAAAAUUAAUAAUUUUAUCUAAAAGACUAAAAUAUUUGUUAAUGUGAAAUAUUUUUUUUCUCAGAAAUCACAGUAUUUUAAUUUUUUUAAAUAACAAAUGUUUUCCUCCUCACAGUUCUGAUAUUAUUUCUUGUAAAAUAAUAUGUUUUAAUAAAAUCACAAAAGAGGAAAUUAUUAAUUUCUCAUAAAUUAUGAAAAAAAAAUCUGUAAAAUUUAUUAAUUUGAUCUAAAGACUAAAAUAUUUGUUAAUGUGAAAUAAUUUUUUUCUCAUAAAUCACAGUAUUUUUUAUUUUAAAAAAACGUUUAGUUUUUUCCCCACUCACAGUUCUAUUAUUUCUCAUAAAAUCUGUUUUAAUAAAAUCACAAAAGAGGAAUUUAUUAAUUUCUCAUAAAUUUUGAAAAAAAAUCUGUAAAAUUAAUAAUUUUAUCUAAAAGACUAAAAUAUUUUUUAAUGUGAAAUAAUUUUUUUCUCAGAAAUCACAGUAUUUUAAAAUUUUAAAAUAACAAAUGUUUUCUUCCUCACAGUUCUGAUAUUAUUUCUUGUAAAAUCUGUUUUAAUAAAAUCACAAAAGGGGAAUUUAUUAAUUUCUCAUAAAUUUUGAAAAAAAAAAUCUGUAAAAUUGACAAUUUUAUCUAAAAGACUAAAAUAUUUGUUAAUGUGAAAAAUUUUUUUUCUCAUAAAUCACAGUAUUUUAAAAUUUUAAAAUAACGUUUUGUUUUUCCCCCCCUCACAGUUCUGAUAUUAUGUAUUGGAAAAUUAUUUUUUCUAAAAUCACGAAAGUAAUUUAAUUUGUGACUUUUGUUAGUAUUUUUCCCGUUAAAAUUUCUCAUAAAUUACAAUAUGUUUUUGUGUAAAAUUAUUUUUUUUUAACUUAUGACUUUUACCUAAAAGACUAAAAUAUUUGUUCACGUAAAAUCAUUUUUUUCUCAUAAAUCGUAAUAUUAUUUUCUUUAAAAACGUGUUUUUUUCCCUCACAGUUCUAAUAUUAUUUCUUGUAAAAUUUGUUUUUAGAAAAUCACCAAAAUCAUUUGAUUUUUGACUUCUAAAAAAAGGAUGGACUUUUUUUGAAUGGACUACAAUAUUUUCUGGUAAAAUAUUUAUUUCUCAUAAAUCACUAUUUUUCUGUAAUGAAUUUUUUUUAAAUUAAUGACUUAUCUAAAAGACUAAAAUAUUUUUUUCUUGUAAAAUCCUUUAUUUCUCAUAAAAUUACAAUAUUUUGUCUUCUGGUAUAUGUAUUACUUUCUUUUUUUAAUAACAUUUUAAAUUUUUUAAAUUUUUGACUUUUGCAUAAAUUACAAUAUUUUUUCCAGUAAUACUUUUUUUCAUAAACUUUUAAAAUAACAGUUUUUGCCCUCAUAAUAUUAUUUAUUGUAAAAUGUGUUUUUGUAUAAAAUUACAAAAAAUAUUUAAUAUAUGACUUUAUGCUAACAAUUUCUCAUAAAUCACAAAAAUAAUUUAUUUCAAAAUUACUUUUCCCCCCCUUUUCUAAUAUUUUUCCGGUAAAAUUAUUAAUUUCGUAUAAAUUACAAUAUUUUUUUCCGUAAUUUUAUUUUAUUAUUAUUUUUUUUUAAAUGAAUUUUAGCUAAAAGACUAAAAUAUGUGUUCAUGUAAAAUAUUUUUUUUCUCAUGACUCACAAUAUUUAUUUAUUUUAAAAUAACAUUUUUUCCCCCUCUUUGAAAAUGUGUUUUUUAUAAAAUCACAAAAUUAAUAACAUUUUUGACUUUCUUCUAAUAUUUUUCCGGUAAAACUAUUAAUUUAAUAUAAAUUAGAAUAUUUUUUCUGUAAAAUGACUUUUUUUGUAUUUAUUUAUGACUUUUAUCUAAAGGACAAAAAUAUUUGUUCAUGUAAAAUAUUUUUUUCUCAUAACUCGCAAUAUCUUUUUAUUUUAAAAUAACUUUUUUCCCCCCUCUUACAGUUCUGAUAUUUCUUGGAAAAUGUGUUUUUCUAAAAUCACAAAAGUAAUUUAAUUUUUGACUUUUUUCUAAUAUUUUUCCAGAUGAAAUUAUUAAUUUGUCAUAAAUCACCCCAAAAAUAUGUGAACUGACUUUUAUCUAAAAGACUGAAAUAUUUGUUCAUGUAAAAUAUUUUUUUCUCAUAAAUUGCAAUAUUUUUUGGGGUUUUAAAAUAACAUAUUUUUUCCUCUCACAGUUUAAAAUUAUUUCUUGUAAAAUGACAUUUUUUUGUAUAAAAUGACAAAAAUAAAAUAAUUUAUGACUUUUUGCUAACAGACAAUUUCUCAUAAAUCACUAUAUUUUUUUUUAAUUUAAAAAUAACCAUUUUUUUUCUUUUAAAAUAAAAAUGUUUGCCCUUAGAGUUCUAAUAUUAUUUCUUGGAAAAUUGCAUAUGUUUUAUAAAAUCACUUAAUUUUUGACUUUUUUUCUAAUAUUUUUCUAGUGAAACUAUUUAUUUGUCGUAAAUCAAAUGUUUUUUUUCUGUAUUUUUUUAAAUUAUUUUAUAUUUAUGACUUUUAUCUAAAAUACAAAAAUAUUUUUUCAUGUAAAAUCAUUUAUUUCUCGCAAAAUUACAAUAUUUUUCUUCUAGUAAAUAUUUAGCUGUCUUUUUUAGAUCAAAUUAAAAAAUGUUUUUACAUUUUUGACUUUCUCAUAAAUUACAAUAUUUUGUCCAGUAAAACCUUUUUUUUUUUUCAUAAAAUAUUUUUUUUGUUUUCUUUUAAGGUAACAGUGCUAAUAUUAUUUAUUAUGAAAAAAAAUUGUAUAUAAUUACAAAAAUAAUUUAAUUUAUGACUUUUAUUGUGAAGCCUUUUAUUUCUCAUACAUCACAAUUUAAUUUCUGUAAAAUUUAAGUUUUUUAAUGUGUGACUUUUUAUCUAAAAGACUAAAUUUUUUUUCAUGUCAAAUAAUUUAUUUCUCUUAAAACAAUAUUUUUUUCUGUAAAAUUACUUUUUUAUGUUGUAUUUAUGACUUUUACCUAAAAGACUAAAAUAAGUUAUUUGUUUGUUAUUGUUGAUUGUUAUUUACGCUACCACUAAUAAGGACUUCUGCUGAUAUUAAUAUCCUAAAUAUUGUAUUUCUUUUGAGUGCGACCCUAAAGCUACUUUGUCUGUGGGAGUUGGAGUAAAAAAAACAAAACAAAAACAUUGUGUUGCAUGUUCACUCCCGUUCUGCAUCGUCAUCAUGAAAAUAUGUUUUGUACAUAAAAAAAGUUAGUUUUCUGAGUCAGGAUGACACGUCUUCAAUCUUCUACUGGAUGAUGGAUUCAAAAGUGUUCAUCUUUUUUCUAUUUGAACCUUUCAAAUUGCUGUGCUCGCCUGCCACCACUUUCAAGACGAACUCGUUGGAACGUUUGCAGCCGAUGUUUGUACACAAAUAUGAAUAAAAAUAUCCUGUACAGUU